AUGCACCUAAGAAGCAGAUGGUGGCUUGCCUUACUGUAUUGUAAAGAUCCAGUCUCCAGAUCUGCGACCACUCCGAAGGUUGAAACCCGAGCUUCCUGUUUGCUGUCUCGCGCCUUUUAA
This is a messenger RNA of Saccharomyces cerevisiae S288C, 120 nucleotides long. RefSeq lists its product as uncharacterized. The record is from RefSeq and is marked reviewed. NCBI's taxonomy places the organism in Eukaryota, Fungi, Ascomycota, Saccharomycetes, Saccharomycetales, Saccharomycetaceae. The coding region runs from base 1 to 120 and encodes 39 amino acids. The transcript has a single exon.